This is a messenger RNA of Aspergillus nidulans FGSC A4, 2067 nucleotides long. RefSeq lists its product as uncharacterized. The transcript is spliced from 7 exons. The record is from RefSeq and is a predicted model, not a curated record. Gene Ontology annotation, biological process: nucleoside metabolic process. The coding region runs from base 1 to 2067 and encodes 688 amino acids. NCBI's taxonomy places the organism in Eukaryota, Fungi, Ascomycota, Eurotiomycetes, Eurotiales, Aspergillaceae. Gene Ontology annotation, molecular function: catalytic activity.
AUGUCUGAUCCAGACCAGUACACUGUUGGUUGGAUAUGUGCCUUGCAGACAGAAUAUGUUGCUGCUCGAGCUUUUCUCGACAAGAAACAUAGUCUCCCGGAGACGCUUUCGCCUAACGAUAACAAUCACUAUACACUGGGAGAAAUAGGCGGUCAUCAGUUUUCCACACAUUCGUUUUGGGCUCAUGGUUGGUAUGGUGGCGGGGUACCCACAAGGCAUGACAUUCGUCUUGUCCUACGCGCAGCCGUUUCUGGGCUUCAAGCACAAUAUGAAGAGGAGGGCCACCGGUUGAGGGAGAGCAUUCACACCGUGCUUGAAGGCAAUAAACGGCUGAAGCGAAAAUUUGCACGGCCUCCUUUGGAAAGUGAUCGACUUUUUGACAGCCAUUUUGUUCACUCAAAUUCUGAGGGAAGCUGCGACUCGCACAAAAGCAAAGAAUGGCAAGGCUGGGCUGCAAUGGUUGCAGCUGCAUAUACAAGAGAUCUCUUGUAUCAAACCGUCCCUCAUCGGGUAAAAGCUGAACGAAAAGCUAGUGAAGUUUUGGACGGGAUUAGAAAUCGACUGGACAAUAUAUUCGAGAACAUUCAUGAUCUCCAUUCAAUAACCGCCGGAUCUGCGCAAGAAAUUAGAGCCCUUGCCGAGAGUACUGAUCUAAAGGAGUUACCAAUUGCUGCGGGAGUUAAAUUUGGAACCUAUAUGGACCAGCAUGAGGAAGGAUGUCUCCAAGGGACUCGAGAAGAGCUACUUGACGAGACUUUUAAGUGGACUGUCUCACCAGAAGGAAAAUGCAUGUUCUGGCUCAAUGGUUUGGCUGGAACUGGCAAGUCCACAAUAUCACGAACCAUUGCAAAAUCCUUCCAGAAACAAGGGUUGUUAGGGGCAAGCUUUUUCUUCAAGAGAGGUGAAGGAGAUCGUGGCAACGCAGCUCGGUUCUUUCCGACACUCACCAAGCAGCUCUUUACGAAUAUCCCGGAGCUGCGCUGGCUAUUCUACAGUCUGAAUCAAUCCAAACUUCAGAACUCACCUUUAAUGAUUGUGGUUGAUGCACUAGAUGAAUGGGAACAUGAAAAUGAAAUCCACAUCAUUCUCCAGCUCUUGCCACGGGUUCAAGAGUUCAAAUAUCCCUACUUGCGGUUCUUUAUUACCAGUCGACCUGAGCUGCCUAUCAGAUUAGGCUUCCGGACAAUUGGUCAUCACAAUUUAAUACUCCAUGAGGUUCCCGAGCCUUUAAUAGAACGCGACAUAUCCAUGUUCUUGGAAAACAAACUCAAUGCAAUCAGGCACGAGCAAUCUCUUCCUCCAGAUUGGCCUGGUAACGCAAAUUUCCGAACACUUGUUACCAUGUCAGUGCCGUUAUUCAUCUUUGCUGCCACCAUAUGUCGUCUGUUUGCGGAUCACAACUUGGACCCAGGGCAAUGCCUUGCUGAAAUCCUCAAAUAUCAGAACCAAGAGUCAAAGUUGGACGGAACAUAUCUUCCACUUCUCACGAAUGCAUUAAUGGGAGACGUCCGCCUGGCGCAAAAGGACCAAACCAGAAAAUCAUUUACCUGGGAUCGCUACGAAAUCAGCAGUCUGAAGGCACGGCGUCCAUUCUUUGUACUGCUGGUCUGGGCCUCGUUGAUCGGCAGUACAAAGGAGGAGAACGGGUAUAUAUACCAUCUACUCGACAAGAAGUGGAAUGGCCGCAGGAGUGCUGUUUUCAAGCGUAUGCGGAAGGGUGAUAAACAUUGCCGAGUCAUACGGCUGAUCGACCCUAUAACGGGCAUCAAUCGGCUCCGUCACAAUCCAAUUAGGCUGAUAGAUUAUUUGAUAAUGAAUUGCGAAAAUCAUCGACGAAAUCAUUCGCUAUGUUCUCUCUCUGCCCUGAAUGUAUCCGACCAGUGUAUUCCCAGACAACAGCCGCAGCCGAUAUAUCACCACCUACGAGCAUUCAAGAAAAGGGCAAACACUCUUAUUCGAGUCCGAUAUAGUAGCAUGCAGAGCUCUAAGAAGUGCGAAAGCCAGAUAAGUGCUAUCCCCGGUCUCCGACGCCGGCGCCGAACCCGAGUCCGGGCCCGCGGAGCAUGA